AGUCACAGCUGCCUCAUGGGCCUGGGGGCUGCUGCGCUUCCAGAACAGGCAGGGUGGCCAGGGAGGGGAUGUCUGUCCAGCCAUGCUGCUGCAGCCCUGGGAUGGAAGGGGUGUAAGGAGCAAACUGUCGCUGGAGGUUUCCGUGCCCUCCAGAGCUGUCUGCCUCGGGCCCGGGCGGUGAGGAGGAGGCUGGGGCAGGGCCGGCCAAGAGCUCAGGAGCAGGGGGACUCCGGCAGCCCUGCCCUUGUCCCUGGCUCGCUGUGCCUGGAGAGCUGCCCUGCAGGGCAGCAGCAGCCCCGUCCUUGUCCCGGGGCUGCCGGGGGUCACCCGAGCUGGACGUGGAGCUCGGCGCUCCCGGGCUGCCGGGUCCCAUUGCCAUGGCCACGCCGGCGGGAGCGAUGCUCGGGGACCCUCCGCGGUCGGGCGGCGAGCGCUGGGCUGUCCGGAGGAAGGCCCGGGGCUGCCCCCCCGCAGCAGGCAGUGUCUCCCCGCAGCGGGCAGUGCCCCCCCGCGGGCCCCAGAGCCGCGGGGCGGCUCCGCGCCUUCGUCCCGGGGGGCCGGUGCCGGCCCUGGAGCGCACUCCGGACGGGGCGGGGGCCCUGGGGGGAUCGGCCCAUCCCGGGGCGGUGGGCGGGGGGCGCGGUGCCCGUCCUCCCCGUACCGGCUGCGGGGCCGGGCCGCUCGGCGCGGGCUGGGGCAGCGGGGCGGCCCCUGACACUCGGGCACGGCGCGGGGCGGGCCGGGGCGGAGAGGGGCGGCACGGCUCGGCUCGGCUCGGCUCGGCCCCGCCGACACUCGGCUGGACGCUCUCGCUCGGCGCUACCGGAGCCGCGCAGCCCGCGGGGACGAGAGGGUCCGGCUGCCAUGGGGAGCUGCGGCACGUGGGCAGGUCGGGAGCUGCUGGUGCUGCUGAGCGGCAUGUGGCUCUGCGCCGCCCAGCCCACCCCCCCGGGCCCCACGCGCAGCCCCGCGCCCCCGCUCAAGUUCCGCCUGGCCGGGUACCCACGCAAGCACAACGAGGGCCGUGUCGAGGUCUUCUACAACGACGAGUGGGGCACCAUCUGUGAUGACGACUUCACGCUGGCCAACGCGCACGUGCUGUGCCGGCACCUCGGCUUCGUGGCUGCCACCGGCUGGGCCCACAGCGCCAAGUACGGCACAGGCGUUGGGCGAAUCUGGCUGGACAACCUGAACUGCGCUGGAGGUGAGAAGAGCGUCGGGGAUUGUAAACACCGGGGCUGGGGGAACAGCGACUGCAGCCAUGAGGAAGAUGCGGGCAUCAUCUGCAAGGACGAGCGCAUCCCAGGCUUCAAGGACUCCAACGUCAUCGAGACAGAGCAGAGCCACGUGGAGGAGGUCCGGCUGCGGCCCGUGGUGUCCAGCGCCCGCAGGCAGCUGCCUGUGACCGAGGGCAUCGUGGAGGUGCGCUACAAGGACGGCUGGGCGCAGAUCUGCGACCAGGGCUGGGACAGCCGCAACAGCCGCGUCGUCUGCGGCAUGAUGGGCUUCCCCGCGGAGAAGAAGGUCAACAGAAACUUCUACAAGCGGCUGAAACGCGCGGCCAGGAUGAAGGGCCGGAGCGCCAGGCCGGGCAGCAGGCGCAGCAGGCUGGCCAACAAAUCUCAGCCUAAACAAAAGCACAGGGAGGACGUAGGGUUCAAGAAGAGGCUCUUCAUGGAGCGGCAGCAGCUCAACUACCGCCUGCACUCGGUGUCCUGCAUGGGGACGGAGGUUCACCUCUCCAUGUGCAGCUUCGAGUUCUACCGCGGCAAUGCCUCGGCCGCCUGCGCCGCCGGCACGCCAGCCGUCGUCAGCUGCGUGCCCGGGCCCCUCUUUGCCACCGGCAACGGGCACAAGAAGAAGCAGCGCCAGCAGCAGCAGGGCCAGCCGCGGCUCCGGCUGAAGGGCGGCGCGAAGGUGGGCGAGGGCCGCGUCGAGGUGCUCAAGAGCAGCGAGUGGGGCACGAUCUGCGACGACCGCUGGAACCUGCUGUCGGCCAGCGUGGUGUGCCGCGAGCUGGGCUUCGGCAGCGCCAAGGAGGCCCUCACUGGCGCACGCAUGGGCCAAGGGACGGGGCCCAUCCACAUGAACGAGGUGCAGUGCCUGGGCACCGAGAAGUCCCUGUGGAGCUGCCCCUUCAAGAACAUCACGCAGGAGGACUGCAAGCACACGGAGGAUGCGGCCGUCCGCUGCAACGUCCCCUACAUGGGCUACGAGAACCUGAUUCGGCUGAGCGGGGGCCGGAGCCGCUUCGAGGGGCGGGUCGAGGUGGCGGUGGGGGCUGCGGACGGGGAGCAGCCGCGCUGGGGUCUGGUCUGCGGCGAAGGCUGGGGCACGCUGGAGGCCAUGGUGGCCUGUCGCCAGCUGGGGCUGGGCUUCGCUAACCACGGCUUACAAAUCCGCCUGGCCGGCGGGAGGACGGCGUUCGAGGGCCGUGUGGAGGUGAAGCGAGGCAGUAAGUGGGGCACGGUGUGCAGCGAUGGCUGGACCACCAAGGAGGCCAUGGUGGCCUGUCGCCAGCUUGGCCUGGGCUACUCCCUGCAUGCGGUGACGGAGACGUGGUACUGGGAUGCCAGCAACGUGACGGAGAUGGUGCUGAGCGGGGUGAAGUGCGCUGGCCACGAGAUGUCCCUGAGCCACUGCCAGCACCACGGCACCAGCGUCAACUGCAGGAACACGGGCACGCGCUUCGCCGCCGGCGUCAUCUGCUCUGAGACCGCCUCCGACCUGCUGCUGCAUGCGCCGCUGGUGCAGGAGACGGCGUACAUCGAGGACCGGCCGCUGCACAUGCUGUACUGCGCGGCCGAGGAGAACUGCCUCUCCAGCUCGGCGCGCACGGCCAACUGGCCCUACGGGCACCGGCGCCUGCUGCGCUUCUCCUCGCAGAUCCACAACAACGGCCGCGCCGACUUCCGACCCAAGGCCGGCCGGCACUCCUGGGUCUGGCACGAGUGCCACCGGCACUACCACAGCAUGGACAUCUUCACCCACUACGACAUCCUGACCCCCAACGGCACCAAGGUGGCCGAGGGACACAAGGCCAGCUUCUGCCUCGAGGACACCGAGUGCGAGGAAGACGUGGCCAAGCGGUACGAGUGUGCCAACUUCGGCGAGCAGGGCAUCACUGUGGGCUGCUGGGACCUGUACCGGCACGACAUCGACUGCCAGUGGAUCGACAUCACCGACGUCAAGCCCGGCAACUACAUCCUGCAGGUCGUGAUCAACCCCAACUUUGAGGUGGCAGAGAGCGACUUCACCAACAACGCCAUGAAAUGCAACUGCAAGUACGACGGACAUCGCAUCUGGGUCCACAGCUGCCACAUCGGCGACGCGCUCAGCGAGGAGGCCAGCAAGCGGUUUGAGCAGUACCCCGGUCAGCUCAACAACCAGAUUUUGUAGGGCCCAGCCCUGCGGAGACGGGCGCCUCCCUCACCGCGCAGACCAGGAAGCUGCCGGGGCCCGCGCGGAGGCCUCGGGCCGGCACCGCCGUGCGCUGCCCAGGGCUCACGUCGCCGGCAGCCGCUCCCACUGCGGAGCUGGUGCUGGAGGCGCCGCACGCCCACGCCUCCCGGCCUGGGGCCACCACCAGACCGCUGGCCAGAGGCUCCGUGCCCACGUCCCAGGGCUGUGGAACAUGGGACAGGCCUAUGCCCUACCCGCACUGUCCUGCUCUGGUCCCCAUCCCUGCCAUCCCAACUGCAUCCCCCUUCCGGCUCCCCCGUUCUCCCGGUUCCUCUCACCCCAUGGCCCCCAGGGCUCUGCCCUCAGCGCCAGGACACACGCGGCCCACGUGGGACUCGCCCCCUGCCCGACCCGCAGAGCCCCAGGAGCCCCCCGAUCCGGGACGGCGCGGCCGCCCCUGCCCCAGCAGCACUGUCCCCUCCGGCUGCGCACCAGCGGCCCCACGCCCAGCUCUUAGCUGUAAUUUUAUUUUCUCCAUAAAGUUGUCGGUUCUGUUUC
Molecule: messenger RNA, 3960 nt
Organism: Columba livia (rock pigeon)
Lineage: Eukaryota; Metazoa; Chordata; Aves; Columbiformes; Columbidae
Gene: LOXL3
Product: lysyl oxidase like 3
Exons: 19
Coding region: 16-3399 (1127 amino acids)
Biological process (GO): inflammatory response; peptidyl-lysine oxidation; collagen fibril organization
Cellular component (GO): membrane
Molecular function (GO): copper ion binding; protein-lysine 6-oxidase activity
Source: RefSeq, a predicted model, not a curated record